CUGGGCGGAUGCGAGCGGUUUCUGGAGCCGUAGGGCUGGCCCGAAGCGCCGCGGUAUCAUGAGGCGCCGGUAUUUAAGAGAUUAUGGCAUCUAAAACCCACAAUGUUAAAAAACGGAACUUUUGUAAUAAUACUGAGGAUCAUUCCAUUGAUCUUCCCAGAAAAAGGAACUCUAAUUUCACUUAUAAGAACAUGAAGGAGGUUAAGAAAUCUCCAAAACAGUUGGCUGCUUACAUAAAUAGAACAGUUGGACUAGCUGUGAAGAGCCCAGAUAAACUACAUAAGGCGAUCUAUUUCAGAAAGAAAGUUCAUCGUCCUCUCCCCAGUCCUUGUUACAGAAAGAAGCAGGCCCCUAGAAGUGGGGGCUGUGUCAUGGCAAAUAAAGAAAAUGAACUGGCUUGUGCAGGCCACCUACCUGACAAAUUACGCCAUGAUAGUCGAACAUAUUUGAUUAACUCCAGUGAUUCUGGGGCUUCACAGACAGAAGGCCCAUCAUCAAAAUAUAGUGGCUUUUUUUCUGAGGUUUCUCAGGACCAUGAAACAAUGGCGCAAGUUUUGUUCAGCAGAAACUUGAGGUUGAAUGUAGCUUUAACCUUCUGGAGAAAGAGAAGUAUAAGUGAACUUGUAGCCUAUUUGGUGAGGAUAGAAGAUCUUGGGGUUGUGGUGGACUGCCUUCCUGUACUCACCAAUAGUUUGCAGGAAGAAAAACAAUACAUCUCACUUGGCUGCUGUGUAGACUUGUUACCUCUAGUAAAGUCACUACUUAAGAGCAAAUUUGAAGAGUAUGUAAUAGUUGGUUUAAACUGGCUUCAAGCAGUUAUAAAAAGAUGGUGGUCAGAAUGAUCAUCAAAAACAGAAAUUAAAAAUGAUGGAAAUAUUCAGAUUUUAAAACAACAGUUAAGUGGGUUAUGGGAACAGGAAAACCAUCUGACUUUGGUUCCAGGAUAUACCGGUAAUACAGCUAAGGAUGUAGAUGCUUAUUUAUUACAAUUGCAUUGAGAAGUUUCCUCUACUAAAGAAUAUGUGGUUGUUCAGAACAUCCCAGGACUAUAUGAUUUCCAGAAAAAAAAUGUCUCUUCUGAAAACUUUGAACUAUGGAAGAAAUAAAAACAUUUUUUCUUUUAAAAAUCACACAAUGAAACCACUAAUGAAAUCCUAACAAUCUACUUCACAUUGAAGUGGGAAAAUAUCCCAAAGGAGCAGCUUCAACUUCAAUGAGGUGAAAGUGCACUAUGAAGAUUGUUGGCCAUUGCUGCGUUUGGAAUUUAUAUGUUUAAGAACUACUGGAUCUCAAUGCACUCCUGCAUAUUGCAUAAUAUAACUUAUACUAUGUGGAAAAGUAACAAAGGACUUAAUACUAGGAACCACAAAGACCAAUCAUCAUGAAUUUUCUUAAGAUUGUGUUUUAUAAGAAUACACUUAAAUGUGUGCAGCUAUUUUCUUAUGUUGAAAAGACUGAAAGUUUAAAACAUCAUAGCAAAUAAUCAAUAUUAAAUUGUUUUUGUUCACACUGAGAUACUACUGUGUAUGCAAAAUGCCUUAAUUAUUAAGAAGCCAAUGUGUAAAAAAUACCAAGAUCUGUUUUUUAAAAAAGAAAACCAACCAUGCUUCUGACGUGUUAAAAUCAUGGAAUUAUAUCACAGGUUUACAUUCAUGUAGAAUGUUGUGGAAACCUACUUCACAUCAGUUUUAAAACUUGAGAAUAUUUUUAGUAUCUCUGAUUUUCUUUUUGUCAGAAUCAUCGUGGCAUGUAUGUAUGCGUUAUACCUAUACUAAAAACAAAAAAUGAAUAUGUAUUGUAUGAAUGCUUAACUGGAAAUGUUGGAGUUAGCUAAUUUAUGUUCACUUUUUAUUGUACAUGGAUUUCUAAUAUUUUCAGUUCUGUAUCAUUUAAGUGUCUUUCAUU
This is a messenger RNA of Echinops telfairi (small Madagascar hedgehog), 1905 nucleotides long. RefSeq names its product KATNB1-like protein 1. Gene Ontology annotation, molecular function: microtubule binding. The record is from RefSeq and is a predicted model, not a curated record. Gene Ontology annotation, cellular component: nucleolus. The transcript has a single exon. The coding region runs from base 84 to 842 and encodes 252 amino acids. Lineage: Eukaryota; Metazoa; Chordata; Mammalia; Afrosoricida; Tenrecidae.